Rangifer tarandus platyrhynchus (Svalbard reindeer) is the source of this 6531-nucleotide messenger RNA. The record is from the annotation of a GenBank genome assembly. Lineage: Eukaryota; Metazoa; Chordata; Mammalia; Artiodactyla; Cervidae.
AUGAUGAUGAUGAUGAUGAUGAAAAAAAUGCAGCAUCAACGGCAGCAGCAAGCGGACCACGCGAACGAGGCAAACUAUGCAAGAGGCACCAGGCUCCCUCUUUCUGGUGAAGGACCAACUUCUCAGCCGAAUAGCUCCAAGCAAACCGUCCUGUCUUGGCAAGCUGCAAUCGACGCUGCUAGGCAGGCUAAGGCUGCCCAAACUAUGAGCACCUCCGCACCCCCACCUGUCGGAUCUCUCUCCCAAAGAAAACGUCAGCAAUACGCCAAGAGCAAAAAACAGGGUAACUCAUCCAACAGCCGACCUGCCCGUGCCCUUUUCUGUUUGUCUCUCAAUAACCCCAUCCGAAGAGCCUGCAUUAGUAUAGUGGAAUGGAAACCAUUUGACAUAUUUAUAUUAUUGGCUAUUUUUGCCAAUUGUGUGGCCUUAGCUAUUUACAUCCCAUUCCCUGAAGAUGAUUCUAAUUCAACAAAUCAUAACUUGGAAAAAGUAGAAUAUGCCUUCCUGAUUAUUUUUACAGUCGAAACAUUUUUGAAGAUUAUAGCAUAUGGAUUAUUGCUGCAUCCUAAUGCUUAUGUUAGGAAUGGAUGGAAUUUACUGGAUUUUGUUAUAGUCAUAGUAGGAUUGUUUAGUGUAAUUUUGGAACAAUUAACCAAAGAAACAGAAGGCGGUAACCACUCCAGUGGCAAAUCAGGAGGCUUUGACGUCAAAGCCCUCCGCGCCUUUCGAGUGUUACGACCACUUCGACUAGUAUCAGGAGUGCCCAGUUUACAAGUUGUCCUGAACUCCAUUAUAAAAGCCAUGGUUCCCCUCCUUCACAUAGCCCUUUUGGUAUUAUUUGUAAUCAUAAUCUAUGCUAUUAUAGGAUUGGAGCUUUUUAUUGGAAAAAUGCACAAAACAUGUUUUUUUGCUGACUCAGAUGUGGUGGCUGAAGAGGACCCAGCGCCGUGUGCGUUCUCAGGGAACGGACGCCAGUGCGCCGCCAAUGGAACGGAGUGUAGGAGUGGCUGGGUUGGCCCCAAUGGCGGCAUCACCAACUUUGACAACUUUGCCUUUGCCAUGCUCACUGUGUUCCAGUGCAUCACCAUGGAGGGCUGGACAGACGUGCUCUACUGGGUGAAUGAUGCGAUAGGAUGGGAAUGGCCAUGGGUGUAUUUUGUUAGUCUCAUCAUCCUUGGCUCAUUUUUCGUCCUUAACCUGGUUCUUGGUGUCCUUAGUGGAGAGUUCUCGAAGGAAAGGGAGAAAGCGAAGGCACGGGGAGACUUCCAGAAGCUCCGGGAGAAGCAGCAGCUGGAAGAGGAUCUUAAGGGCUACUUGGACUGGAUCACCCAAGCAGAAGACAUUGAUCCUGAGAAUGAAGAAGAAGGAGGGGAGGAGAGCAAACGAAAUACCAGCAUGCCCACCAGUGAGACGGAGUCUGUGAACACAGAGAACGUGAGCGGAGAAGGCGAGAACCGAGGCUGCUGCGGGAGUCUCUGUCAAGCCAUCUCAAAGUCCAAGCUCAGCCGCCGCUGGCGCCGCUGGAACCGCUUCAGUCGCAGAAGGUGUAGGGCCGCCGUGAAGUCCGUCACGUUUUACUGGCUGGUCAUUGUCCUGGUGUUUCUCAACACCUUAACCAUUUCCUCCGAGCACUACAACCAGCCUGACUGGUUGACACAGAUUCAAGAUAUCGCUAACAAAGUCCUCUUGGCUCUGUUCACCUGUGAGAUGCUGGUCAAAAUGUACAGCUUGGGUCUCCAGGCGUACUUUGUCUCUCUUUUCAAUCGGUUUGAUUGCUUCGUGGUGUGCGGCGGAAUUACCGAGACGAUCCUGGUGGAACUGGAAAUCAUGUCUCCCCUGGGCAUCUCUGUGUUCCGCUGUGUGCGGCUCUUGAGAAUUUUCAAAGUGACCAGGCACUGGACCUCCCUGAGCAACUUGGUGGCAUCCUUGUUAAACUCCAUGAAGUCUAUCGCUUCGCUGUUGCUUCUGCUUUUUCUCUUCAUCAUCAUCUUCUCCUUGCUGGGGAUGCAGCUGUUUGGCGGCAAGUUUAAUUUUGACGAAACGCAAACCAAGCGGAGCACCUUCGAUAAUUUCCCGCAAGCGCUUCUCACAGUGUUCCAGAUCCUGACAGGCGAAGACUGGAAUGCUGUGAUGUAUGACGGUAUCAUGGCAUACGGGGGCCCAUCAUCUUCUGGAAUGAUCGUCUGCAUCUACUUCAUCAUCCUCUUCAUUUGCGGUAACUAUAUUCUACUGAAUGUCUUCUUGGCCAUUGCAGUAGACAAUUUGGCUGACGCUGAAAGUUUGAAUACUGCUCAGAAGGAGGAAGCUGAAGAAAAGGAAAGGAAAAAGAUUGCCAGAAAAGAAAGUCUGGAAAAUAAAAAGAACAACAAACCAGAAGUCAACCAGAUAGCCAACAGUGACAACAAGGUUACCAUUGAUGACUACAGAGAAGAGGAUGAGGACAAGGACCCAUACCCACCCUGUGAUGUGCCAGUAGGUGAUGAGGAAGAGGAGGAGGAAGAGGAUGAGCCCGAGGUUCCUGCUGGCCCCCGUCCUCGCAGAAUCUCUGAAUUGAACAUGAAAGAGAAAAUCGCCCCCAUCCCAGAAGGGAGCGCUUUCUUCAUUCUUAGCAAGACCAACCCGAUCCGCGUGGGCUGCCACAAGCUCAUCAACCACCACAUCUUCACCAACCUCAUCCUCGUCUUCAUCAUGCUGAGCAGCGCCGCCCUCGCCGCUGAGGACCCCAUCCGCAGCCACUCCUUCCGGAACACUAUACUGGGUUACUUUGACUAUGCUUUCACAGCCAUCUUUACUGUUGAAAUCCUGUUGAAGAUGACGACCUUUGGCGCUUUCCUCCACAAAGGCGCUUUCUGCAGGAACUACUUCAACUUACUGGAUAUGCUGGUCGUUGGGGUGUCUUUGGUGUCAUUUGGGAUCCAAUCCAGUGCCAUCUCUGUUGUGAAGAUUCUGAGGGUCCUAAGGGUCCUGAGGCCACUCAGGGCCAUCAACAGAGCGAAAGGACUUAAGCACGUGGUCCAGUGUGUCUUCGUGGCCAUCCGGACGAUUGGCAACAUCAUGAUCGUCACCACGCUCCUCCAGUUCAUGUUUGCCUGCAUCGGGGUCCAGCUCUUCAAGGGAAAGUUCUAUCGCUGCACAGACGAAGCCAAAAGUAACCCCGAAGAAUGUAGGGGGCUCUUCAUCCUCUACAAGGAUGGGGAUGUUGACAGUCCUGUGGUCCGUGAGAGGAUCUGGCAAAACAGCGAUUUCAACUUUGACAACGUCCUCUCGGCUAUGAUGGCCCUGUUCACGGUCUCCACGUUCGAGGGCUGGCCCGCGUUGCUGUACAAAGCCAUCGACUCGAACGGAGAGAAUGUGGGCCCCAUCUACAACUACCGCGUGGAGAUCUCCAUCUUCUUCAUCAUCUACAUCAUCAUUGUUGCAUUCUUCAUGAUGAACAUCUUCGUGGGCUUCGUCAUCGUCACAUUUCAAGAACAGGGAGAGAAAGAGUAUAAGAACUGUGAGCUGGACAAAAAUCAGCGUCAGUGUGUUGAAUACGCCUUGAAGGCACGUCCGCUGCGGAGAUACAUCCCCAAAAAUCCCUACCAGUACAAGUUCUGGUACGUGGUGAACUCCUCGCCUUUCGAAUACAUGAUGUUUGUCCUCAUCAUGCUCAACACACUCUGCUUGGCCAUGCAGCACUACGAGCAGUCCAAGAUGUUUAAUGACGCCAUGGACAUCCUGAACAUGGUCUUCACCGGGGUGUUCACUGUCGAGAUGGUUUUGAAAGUCAUUGCAUUUAAGCCUAAGGGGUACUUUAGUGACGCCUGGAACACCUUUGACUCUCUCAUCGUAAUCGGCAGCAUUGUAGACGUGGCCCUCAGCGAAGCCGACCACUAUUUCACUGAUGCAUGGAACACUUUUGAUGCCUUAAUUGUUGUUGGUAGCGUCGUUGAUAUUGCUAUAACUGAAGUGAAUAACUCUGAAGAGAGCAAUAGAAUCUCCAUCACCUUUUUCCGUCUUUUCCGAGUGAUGCGAUUGGUGAAGCUUCUCAGCAGGGGGGAAGGCAUCCGGACACUGCUGUGGACUUUUAUUAAGUCCUUCCAGGCGCUCCCAUAUGUCGCCCUUCUCAUCGCCAUGCUCUUCUUCAUCUACGCGGUCAUCGGCAUGCAGAUGUUUGGGAAAGUGGCCAUGAGAGAUAACAACCAGAUCAACAGGAACAACAAUUUCCAGACCUUUCCCCAGGCGGUGCUGCUGCUGUUCAGGUGUGCGACGGGGGAGGCCUGGCAGGAAAUCAUGCUAGCCUGCCUCCCGGGGAAGCAGUGCGACCCCGACUCGGAUUACAACCCUGGGGAGGAGUACACAUGUGGGAGCAACUUCGCCAUCGUUUAUUUCAUCAGUUUUUACAUGCUCUGUGCAUUUCUGAUCAUCAACCUCUUCGUGGCUGUCAUCAUGGACAAUUUUGAUUAUCUCACCCGGGACUGGUCUAUUCUGGGGCCUCACCAUUUAGACGAAUUCAAACGGAUCUGGUCUGAGUAUGACCCUGAGGCAAAGGGAAGGAUCAAGCACCUGGACGUGGUCACUCUGCUCCGCCGCAUCCAGCCUCCCCUGGGCUUCGGGAAGCUGUGUCCACACCGGGUAGCCUGCAAGAGACUGGUUGCUAUGAACAUGCCACUCAACAGUGAUGGGACAGUCAUGUUUAAUGCAACUCUGUUUGCUCUGGUUCGAACGGCUCUUAAAAUCAAGACUGAAGGGAACCUGGAACAAGCAAAUGAAGAACUCCGAGCUGUGAUCAAGAAAAUUUGGAAGAAAACCAGCAUGAAACUGCUUGACCAAGUUGUCCCUCCAGCUGGUGAUGAUGAGGUAACCGUGGGGAAGUUCUAUGCCACUUUCCUGAUACAGGACUACUUUAGGAAAUUCAAGAAACGGAAAGAACAAGGACUGGUGGGAAAAUACCCCGCGAAGAACAGCACAAUUGCCCUACAGGCGGGAUUAAGGACACUGCACGACAUUGGGCCAGAAAUCCGGCGUGCUAUAUCAUGCGAUUUGCAAGAUGAUGAGCCUGAGGAAACAAAACGAGAAGAAGAAGAAGAUGUGUUCAAAAGAAAUGGUGCCCUGCUUGGAAACCAUGUCAAUCAUGUUAAUAGUGAUAGGAGAGAUUCCCUUCAGCAGACCAAUACCACCCACCGUCCCCUGCAUGUCCAAAGGCCUUCAGUUCCACCUGCAAGUGAUACUGAGAAACCGCUGUUUCCUCCAGCAGGAAAUUCGGUGUGUCAUAACCAUCAUAACCAUAAUUCCAUAGGAAAGCAAGUUCCCAGCUCAACAAAUGCCAAUCUCAAUAAUGCCAAUAUGUGCAAAGCUGCCCCAGGAAAGCGGCCCAGCAUUGGGAACCUUGAGCUUGUGUCUGAAAACGGGCAUCAUUCCUUCCACAAGCAUGGCCGUGAGCCUCACAGAAGGUGCAGUAUUAAAAGAACCCGCUAUUAUGAAACUUACAUUAGGUCUGACUCGGGAGAUGAGCAGUUCCCGACGAUUUGCCGGGAGGACCCGGAGAUACACGGCUACUUCAGGGACCCCCGCUGCCCGGGGGAGCAGGAGUAUUUCAGCAGUGAGGAGUGCUAUGAGGAUGAUAGCUCGCCCACCGGGAGCAGGCAAAGCUACAGCUGCGGCUACUAUAACCGAUACCCAGGCAGCAGUUUGGACUUCGAGCGGCCUCGAGGCUACCAUCACCCCCAAAGCUUCUCAGAGGAUGAUGACUCGCCCGUUGGCUACGAUUCCCGGAGGUCUCCGAGGAGACGCCUACUACCUCCCACCCCUACAUCCCACCGCAGGUCCUCCUUCAACUUCGAGUGCCUGCGCCGGCAGAGCAGCCAGGAGGAGAUCCCGCCGUCCCCCGCCUUCCCGCCCCGCACGGCCCUGCCGCUGCACCUGAUGCAGCAACAGAUCAUGGCAGUCGCCGGCCUAGAUUCCAGUAGAGGCCAGAAGUACUCGCCAAGCCACUCUACCCGGUCGUGGGCCACCCCGCCGGCCACGCCGUCCUAUCGGGACUGGACGCCGUGCUAUACCCCGCUGAUCCAGGUCGAGCGGCCGGAGGCCCCAGACCAGGUCAAUGGCAGCCUGCCGUCCCUGCACCGCAGCUCGUGGUACACGGACGAGCCCAGCGUCUCCUAUCGGACGUUCACACCAGCCAGCCUGACCGUCCCCAGCAGCUUCCACAACAAGAACAGCGACAAGCAGAGGAGCGCGGACAGCCUGGUGGAGGCAGUUCUGAUAUCUGAAGGCUUAGGACGGUAUGCGAGGGACCCAAAGUUCGUGUCGGCGACAAAACACGAAAUCGCCGAUGCCUGUGACUUAACCAUCGACGAGAUGGAGAGUGCAGCCAGCAACCUGCUGAACGGGAACGUGCAUCCCCGGGCCAACGGAGACGUGGGCCCCGUUUCACUCCGGCAAGACUACGAGCUCCAGGACUUCGGGCCUGGCUACAGCGACGAGGAGCCAGACCCCGGGAGGGACGAGGAGGACCUGGCAGAUGAAAUGAUUUGCAUCACCACCCUGUAG